Messenger RNA from Halteromyces radiatus, 1682 nucleotides. Its product is annotated as carboxyl transferase. NCBI's taxonomy places the organism in Eukaryota, Fungi, Mucoromycota, Mucoromycetes, Mucorales, Cunninghamellaceae. Gene Ontology annotation, molecular function: propionyl-CoA carboxylase activity. Bases 33 to 1604 code for a protein of 523 amino acids. The record is from RefSeq and is a predicted model, not a curated record. The transcript is spliced from 7 exons. Gene Ontology annotation, cellular component: mitochondrion.
CUUUUUUUUUUAUUAUUAUUAUUAUAAUACUAAUGAAUUUGAUAUUUUGUUCGUCACAUAUUCGAAAACAUGUAACCCUAUGUUUAAAACGAACUUAUUCUACCAUUGAAAUCAAAAGACAACAAGCUUUUCAAGGUGGUGGAAAAGAAAAACAACAUGCUCAACACAACAAGGGAAAAUUGACAGCUAGAGAACGGCUUACCUUAUUACUCGAUACGAAUAGUUUUAGAGAAUACGAUACAUUUGUCGAACAUCAAUGUCACGAUUUCGGCAUGCAGGAUAAGAAAUAUGCAGGUGAUGGAGUAGUCACUGGUCAUGGAACAAUUCAUGGACGUCGAGUGUUUGUCUACAGUCAAGACUUUACUGUUUUAGGUGGAAGCUUAUCCAAAUCGAAUGCUCAAAAAAUAUUAAAAAUCAUGGACCAGGCUAUGGCAGUACGCGCUCCUAUCAUUGGUUUACAAGAUUCUGGUGGUGCUCGUAUACAAGAAGGUGUAGACUCUUUGGCUGGUUAUGCUGAUAUAUUUCAGAAAAAUGUAUUAGCUUCUGGUGUUAUUCCUCAACUCUCUCUCAUUAUGGGACCAUGUGCAGGUGGUGCAGUCUAUUCCCCAGCUCUGACGGAUUUUACAUUUAUGGUUCGAAAUACUUCACAUAUGUUUGUUACUGGUCCUGAUGUGGUGAAAGCUGUUACAAAUGAAAAUGUCUCUCAAGAAACUCUUGGUGGUGCCAAAACGCAUACAACAAAGUCAGGUGUAGCUCAUAAUGAUUUUGCAAAUGACAUUGAAGGUUUACAAGGGAUGCGUGAUCUUUUUGGUUAUUUACCUUUACACAAUCAAGAUUCAAUACCUACUCUACCAUGUGAUGAUCCAAUAGAUCGUGCAGAUCAAGCUCUAGAUACCAUUAUUCCUAGUGAUCCAUUCAAAGCAUAUGAUAUGAGAGAAGUGGUAGAUAGGAUCGUUGAUAGUCAUUCAUUUUUUGAAAUUGCUCCCAAAUUUGCCCAGAAUAUUAUUGUAGGAUUUGGUCGUCUUGGUGGACAAUCUAUUGGUGUCGUAGCGAAUCAACCAUUGAUAUCAUCUGGUGCAUUGGAUAUGGAUGCAUCGGUAAAAGCGGCAAGAUUUAUUCGAUUCUGUGAUGCUUUCAAUAUCCCUUUGGUGACUUUGGUAGAUGUACCAGGAUUCAUGCCAGGCACUCAACAAGAACAUGCAGGUAUCAUUCGACAUGGAGCAAAAUUGGUAUAUGCCUAUUGUGAAGCUACUGUUCCCAAACUGACCGUCAUCACAAGAAAGGCUUAUGGAGGUGCUUAUAUUGUCAUGAGCUCAAAACAUUUACGUGGUGAUUACAAUGUUGCUUGGCCAUCUGCCGAAAUUGCGGUGAUGGGUGCUGCUGGUGCUGCUGAUGUUGUGUUUAGGAACCAUCCUGACAAGAAAGCAAUGGAACAAGAAUAUAGGAACAAGUUUUCAACCCCUCUGAUGGCAGCAAGUCGAGGUUAUUUGGAUGAUAUCAUCGAGCCCAGAUCUACAAGAACUAGAUUGAUUGAACAGUUGCAAUUAUUGAAAACCAAAUCGAUUCAAAAUCCCUGGAAGAAACAUGGCAGUAUACCGUUAUAAUUGUAGAUAUAUUAUUUAUUAUUAUUAUUAUUAUUGGAAAAUAAACGUUUUGACGAUCUAUUGGUCUUUUUAAUAUCA